Messenger RNA from Polychytrium aggregatum, 993 nucleotides. Its product is annotated as triose-phosphate transporter family-domain-containing protein. The transcript has 6 exons. Bases 1 to 993 code for a protein of 330 amino acids. The record is from RefSeq and is a predicted model, not a curated record. Gene Ontology annotation, cellular component: Golgi apparatus. NCBI's taxonomy places the organism in Eukaryota, Fungi, Chytridiomycota, Chytridiomycetes, Polychytriales. Gene Ontology annotation, molecular function: antiporter activity.
AUGGCUUUCUCCGACCAACCAUGGUUUUGGAUGCUUGCAUACUUUGGUCUGAGCACGGCCAUGACACUCUACAACAAGGCCAUCCUCAGUGUUGCCGAUUUCCACAUGCCGUGGCUGAUAGCCUCGCUACACACCUUCUUCAGCGGCCUGGGCAGUCUGAUUUGCAUCAUCUGGAUGAAUGAGAGUCAGCCGCUGCUUCUUGCCGGCCAGUACGCCUACCUGUUCCGAAUUCCGCCCUCGGUCGUGGCCUUCUCGAUCCUGUACACCCUCAACAUUGCCUUUUCCAACAUCGGCUUGCUGGGCGUUUCCCUGCCGCUCUACCAGAUGAUCCGGUGCACCAACCCGCUGAUUACCUUUGUGAUGGAGUUCUUCUGCUUUGGUCGACGGGAAACCAACAUCGUCUAUCUAUCACUCUUCAUGGUCGUGGUUGGCGUCGGCCUUACCGUCUACGGCGAGGUCCAGAGCACCGCUCUGGGCGUGAUCCUCAAUUUCAUCGGAGUUAUCCUCUCGUCCGUCAAGGGCGUGUUCACCAACAUUCUCCUCAAAGGCGGCAGCUCCUCGUCCAAGAGCAAGUCCAAUUCGUUUGUUCUCCUCUUCCGCCUCUCGCUGCUAGCCGUCCUGCAGUGUCUCGUCGCCGCGUAUUUUGUUGGCGAGAUCGAUGACCCCACCGACAUCCAAGUCCCCAUUGGCAAUGGCACCCUCGUCGAUACCCAACUGCCGGCUGCCGAAACGCCCCUCUCUCUAGGCGAAUGGGGCUGGAUGGUCUGCUUCAACGGUGUCCUGGCCUUCCUCGUCAACUAUGUCAGCUUUACCACCAACGGCAAGACGAGCGCAUUGGCCAUGGCCAUUGCCGGCAACGUCAAGCAAGUCCUGAUGAUCUGUCUGAGCGUGGUUCUCUUCAGCUACAUCUUCACGUACCACUCGGCUCUUGGCAUCGUCGUCACCCUUGCUGGCGGUCUGAUAUAUUCGCUUGCCAAAAUCAAGUCACGGUAA